GUGAACAGGUAAAGGUGUGCGUCAGUGCGUUCUCAUCUAGCCUACUAUGUGCUAACUUUCGGACCCCUCAACACAUUUCGCAACACAGCUGUUGUGGAUUUAGCACGAAAUACUAAUCCAGAGUGGAUCAUGUUGAAGAAAACGCAAGGCUCGGCCGACGUGGACGCGUCGCGCAUUCUUGUGAAGGGGCCCGAGUUUUUGAGGAGACAGAUGGAGCGAGAAAGCGAGGCGAUUAAAGGACGCGGCAGCGCGGUGGAGAGGCUGGCAGCCACUAAACCUCAAUAUGUAAAAAGCCAACAAGUUGUCGGUUCCACUCAGGAACCGGUUAUCAGCAUCGGGUCUGCCUCCGUGAGCAGCCGGGGGUCUUCAAACGGGCACGGUUCCGUUAAUAACGCCGCUCAUGCUGAUGUUGAGGAUAUACAGUCGCCUGAAGAAGAUAAUAAUGUGGUGAGACGGAGCAGCUCGAAGAAACGAGACUCGGUUUUAUUAUACAGACAAAAGUGUGAACUCUUUAGAGGAUCGCCUGGCGGGAGUAGGAGAUUGAUUAAAAAGUCAUUAUUCGCUAUUAAAGGCAAGACAAACGCGUUUUCUGAGGCGCACGGUGGUGAAUGCGCCACACGCAGGGACUGCGGGAAAGAGGCCCCUAGGGUAAAUUUAUCCAUCGCACACGGCCAAACGGGUGAGACAAACGAUGUCCCGAGAGGACCUCCUCACAGGACAGUCGCAAAAAUCCAGGAGCAGGAGCGCAAGAGCCGGAGGGGGGUGGCGCGCUCCAGCUCUGACAUCAGCUCGCGCUACUCGAAAAAUUUCGCAGACUUCGACGCGUUCUUCAAAUACUGCGGCCUCGAGGGGGACGUCAUCGAGUCCCUGGGCAGAGAGAAGUUUUCCGCGCGCUCGGACGACCUCAGCUCCACAAACCGGAGCAUCAGCGUCUCGACGUCAAACGACGGGAUCUCGAGGAGCAGCGACGGCCUGCAGGAGGAGGAAUUGCAGGAGACCGUGCGCCAAGGGUCUUCAGUUGUAGAGCGCAACGCUCGGAUCAUCAAGUGGCUCUACAGUUGCAGAAAUGCCGCGGAGUCGGGAAAGACGCUUCGAGAUCUGGAUUAACUUGGGUCUUGUUAAAAGUGCUGUUUUUUCAAGUAUCACGCAUAAAAUAUCAGAUAUGCACUGGAAAAAUUCAGUAGUCUACUAUAUGUAGGCCUAUCUAUUGACACAGAUAACAUCUGAUAUGUUCAUUUCCUUCCUAUUCAGCUAACUAGGAUAUUUGCCUGGUUAUGUAUUCCACUGUAUAUACCAAGCCUAGAUAUCUUGAUUUUACAAUAUACCUGUAUAUACCUAGCCUAUGUUACUUGAUUUGACAAUAUAUUAAAAGUCAGAUUUUUAUUUUUUUUUGAAUAGCAUUUCGUUGCGUUUAACUUUUGUUGUGUUAUGUGAAAACUUCUUUUGCACAUGAAUCUAUGAAUACAGUAUAGUUUACAGAGACAAAUGAGCCAUCAAGCCUGUCGGCUAUGGAAUGCAGAAGGUAGCACCUGGUCCUGAGAUAUGAAAAGAUUUGGCUUCAAACAAGCACUUCUGUCCAUUGUUGCACAACAGAAGAAGCUGUGAACAAAAUGCAAGUUUUCACACCCAGUGUGGGUGUAUUUAAUUUGUGUCACUGUCACAUAAGUGCAAAGGUGUCUGUUUAUUCAGACUGACUGCUGACUGUCUAGCCUCUGACUCAACGUGCCUUGCAAAUAUGAAAUGGUAUUUUAAGUAACUUGAUCAAUUGUGUGCACUGAGUCAAACAACUUGACAUGCUAUGCAAAAAUACUAUGUAAAUAUGAUCAUAUGUAUCAGUCAAAAAACAUCUUAUCUUUCUAGCACUGUUGCUGUUAUGUAAGAGUGUAUGUGGUUUACUUUAGUAUCAUUCGUAAAUCUGUUGGAUUAUAGCUCUUGUAUUUCAAGAUAGUUCAAGAAGCCGACAAUAGCCCAAGUAUAUAUGAUCAUAAAUGCAUAUUUAUAAUGAU
This is a messenger RNA of Cyprinus carpio (common carp), 2006 nucleotides long. RefSeq names its product protein FAM110C-like. The record is from RefSeq and is a predicted model, not a curated record. NCBI's taxonomy places the organism in Eukaryota, Metazoa, Chordata, Actinopteri, Cypriniformes, Cyprinidae.